This is a messenger RNA of Chaetomium strumarium, 2559 nucleotides long. RefSeq lists its product as uncharacterized. The coding region runs from base 375 to 2360 and encodes 661 amino acids. The record is from RefSeq and is a predicted model, not a curated record. NCBI's taxonomy places the organism in Eukaryota, Fungi, Ascomycota, Sordariomycetes, Sordariales, Chaetomiaceae. The transcript has a single exon.
CCGAUCUAUUUUUCAGCUCUGAAGCCGCCAGCUGGGGUGACUUUUGCCGUUCAUGUCAAUAUCAAAGAUUCAAAUAGAGAAAGCCCUUCAUGCAAUUGCUUUUUCUGUAGUGAAAAGUGCCUUUGAACGAUACAUAUUUCAUGUGUAUUGUCUUCUCUUUUGUGGAAUCUCUGAAAGCCCGUUUCCAAGGACAGAGCAUCUUCCACCUAAAGGCUAAAGCACGCAUUGCACCUCACCUCUGAGAGGCCGAGACGGAGAUCGGCCUACUUGAGGUCACAGGGCAGCAGCGUUUCAACAAUUGCCGGCUUGAUGGGGCAUAUUUUGUGAGCUGCGACAGGCUACAGCAUCCGAUCAGGGGGUACGGUGUUGGAGUCAUGCGCCGGGAUAGGAAGGCCAAGUACGGCGAGGCGGAGGAUGAAGCCGGGGUCCGGCUGUCUGAGGUAGCUGAUGAGGAGGCCCAGCUCCUGGACGGCGAGGAUUUUGAGCAGUUUGAAGUAGACGAUAGUUCCCAGAUCAUCCCGGGACAACAGCGGCCACUUCAGGUUCAACCAAGAUCAAGCGGAUUCUGGACACGACGUCGCACGCCGAGAUGGCUCGCCUUCCUCUACGGACCUGAUCCACCGAAAGUCUACGCCAUCGAUCCCUUCUUCCCGUCGAUCCAAGGACUCCCCGUGAGAUGGCUCGAGAAGGCGUUCCCGCGUUUCUGCCAGCGGGCUGUUUUGCUGGUUGCCUUCCUGGUCGCAUGGGCUGCUUCUCUUGCGGCUCCCCUGAUGCUCAGCAAAGGGACCGCCACCGAUGCAUCAGGGGCCGCGAUCCGGCACAUUGACUGCGUCGAUACCCUCUGGCGCCACAACAACGAGUGCGGCCUUGACGGAGUCGACUGCCGGCCCUUCUCCAACACGUCCUUCGCCUUCCGGUGUCCGGCAGACUGCGCCAGUGUCCGGGUGCUGAAUCCACACCACGUCGGCCGCGAAGACGUCAACUACCGGCCCCUGGUCAUUGGCGGGGGCGCUGGGGGUCCCUACCGCGGGGAUUCGUUCCUCUGUGGUGCCGCUAUCCACGCAGGCGUUAUCGGCGACACCACCGGCGGAUGCGGAGUCGUCACGUUGGUAGGCGAGUACUAUCAGUACUUCUCCUCGUCGCAGCACGGCAUCGACUCGAUCCCCUUCGGCUCGUACUUCCCGCUCUCCUUUACCGUGACCGUCGACCCCAGCAUCCAGUGCACCGCCCCGGACCCUCGCUGGACCGUUUCCCUCCCGCUCUCCCUCCUCUUCACCGUCCUCCUCUCGCUCUUCACCACCUCCCCCUCCCUCCUCUUCUUCGCAACCUUCACCGGCAUCUUCGCCCACGUCGCCCUGGUCUCGGACCCGCCCAACCUCUCGACCCCGUCCUCCACGUCCCUCCUGCCGUCCCUCAUCUCCCGGCUGGCGCAGCACCUCCUCCCGGCGCUCUUCUGCGCAGCCAUUCUCUACCUGGCCUGCGCCCGCCGCGCGCUCUCCAACCUGCCCGCCGCCGCCAACGUCGAAAAGACGCUCACGUGGCUCCUCCCCUUCUGGGUCGGCGCGCUCUCGAACCGCACCAUCGAGCCGCUCAUCCCCAUCACGCGCCUCACGCCCUCCGACAUCACGGCCCAGCCCGGCGCAAUCGCGGCGCUGGCCGUCGUCAUCGCGCUCAUCGUCCUCCUCGCUUCCGCGCAAGGCUACACCCUCUACCGCGAGGGCCGUCUGCCGCGCUACCUUGCCCUCUACUUCGCCACGGCCGCGUCCCUCGCCCUCCUGGCGGCGCUGCCGGACCUGCACCUGCGCCUGCACCACUACGUGCUCGCGCUGCUACUGCUGCCCGGCACGGCGGCGCAGACCCGGCUGUCGCUUGCCUGCCAGGGCUUGCUGCUGGGCCUGUUUGUGAACGGCGUGGCGAGGUGGGGGUUUGACUCGGUGCUGCAGACGGCGGACGCGCUGCGCGGCGACGGCGGGUUUGGCGGGAAGUUCUUGCCCGAGGUUGUGCCGCCGCUUGUUCAGACGACGACGGCGCUGAGCGAAGGCCAAGGGGGUGCGGGCGUGGAUGUGAUGGGGAUCUGGUUCAAAUGGCGUCGGUUGGUGUCGGACAAUGUGAGAGUCGGUGGGAGGCCGCUCGAGGGGAUCAGUGUGCUGGUGAACGAUGUCGAGCGGUACAGAGGCUGGUUUGCGGAGCGGCCGCUGGAGGAGCAGGUGUUUGUGUGGACGAGGAAGGCGGGAAGGGUCAUGGCGGAUGAGUACUUCCGGUUUGGCUUUGUGACGGAGGGCGGGAAGGCGUUGGAUUACACGGAGGCUGGCACGUGGUUUGUCAAUGGCAGCUGGAGUCAGGGGGCCGGGUAUUAUUGAGGAUGUGAUUUGUUUGUUUGUAGAGGACUAAUGUGCAAGGAGUUGGAUGUCCACGGGUAGAUGUAAUGUAGAUGCCGCGUGCGCAUGGGUAAGCUACUAAUCGGUACAUUUAGCUGAAGAGAGCGACGAGCGGAUAAAUUGAAGAUCGCGCUCGAGCCAUCAGUGUGUACUUAGGCUUUGUGUACAAGUACAUUCCAGC